Messenger RNA from Sebastes umbrosus (honeycomb rockfish), 1776 nucleotides. RefSeq names its product SH3 domain binding kinase family, member 3 (gene sbk3). The coding region runs from base 356 to 1483 and encodes 375 amino acids. NCBI's taxonomy places the organism in Eukaryota, Metazoa, Chordata, Actinopteri, Perciformes, Sebastidae. The record is from RefSeq and is a predicted model, not a curated record. Gene Ontology annotation, molecular function: ATP binding; protein serine/threonine kinase activity. The transcript has 4 exons. Gene Ontology annotation, biological process: peptidyl-threonine phosphorylation; peptidyl-serine phosphorylation.
GCUGGUUCACGCGUAUUUGCCAGCAUAACAGGAGAGAGGCAGAGAGGGAGAGAGAGAGAGCUGGCACAAGAGUAGGAAAAGAGAGGGGGAGAGUUCAGUGUGUAUGUCUCCUGGGGAGAAGCACACAGUCAAUAUCCAGGUCUCCAGCAAACAUCUAUGAGCCUCCUCUAUAAAGCUGCUGUGCUACUGUACGGACCCACGAAGGCAGUUUAAUUAUCAGUCUAGCAGAGGGCAAACAGUUCAGCACAGACCAGCAGCUAGUUGCAGUGGCAGCAGCUUGCCCAGGAGUUUAAGUCUUUUAGAUGCUGACAAGAGCCGAGACAAAGUGAGCAGAGAUCAAUCAACUGAACAGAAAAUGACUGCUGCAGCAGCUCAGGAACUUGACGAGCGAUGUUUCCUGUCGGCGCAGUCCAUGCCCAAUCUGAAGGUAUCUGAACACUUCAAGGUGGUAAAGCUCCUGGGAGAGGGAUCCUACGGAAAGGUCAUGUUAGCUGUACACAGGAAGAGAGGAACCCCCAUGGCUCUGAAGUUCUUCCCUCGUGAGUCCACCUCGCUCACCUCUUUCCUGCGUGAAUACAACCUCUCCCUUUCUUACUGCACCCACCCGUCUCUGACGCGGGCCCUCGGCAUCUUCUUUUCCACGCCGACCUACUAUGUGUUUGCCCAGCAAGCCGGUCUAUACGGUGACCUCUACAGUGUGAUAGUGUCAGAGGUUGGCGUGGACGAAGAGUGUGUCCAGAGGGUGAUGGCCCAGCUGAGCGGUGCCGUUACACAUCUCCACUCCCUGGGCUUCGUCCACCGCGACAUCAAACCUGAGAAUAUCUUCCUGUGCGACAGCUCCUGCCGCUGGGUCAAACUGGGCGACUUCGGCCUCUCCCGGGCCAUCGGCGCCACCGUUCGCGCCGUCUGGUACGAGUCACCCUUCUGCACUCCUGAGGUGGAACCUUCCAAGGAGGUUCAGAACAACUGGGAUGGGAAUGAGGAGGACGUAGAGGACAUUUGGAUAACAGUGGAGCCCUGCAUUGACAGCUGGGCCCUCGGCGUGCUAGUCUAUUGCCUCUUAACUAGCUGCUUCCCCUGGCAGGAGAGCACCCACGAUGACCGCGGCUACCGAAGGUUCAAGGAGUGGUUUGACCGCGAGGCUGAAAAGGAGGAGAAGAUGAGAGCUGGCGAGUGGAGGCGUGAGGAGGAAAUAGACAGUUAUACGAUCAUGAAGGAGAACCAAAGGGACAACCCUCCUCCCUCACAGUUUAAGGGCCUCAGCCCGCUAGUGAUGACUCUUUUCAAGGAGCUGCUCCACCCCGAGCCCAAACACAGAGGGAGCUCCGAGGAGAUCCUGAGCUACCUGGGAGGGCCGUGGCUGACGGAGACGGAGAUGGAGGAGAAGAGGAAGGCGGAGGAGGCAGAGAAGGAGGCCAGAAAAAUAAGAGAGGGAGGAGGUGUAGAAGAGGAGCUGGUGAGGGAAGGAAGAGGGGAGAGAUAAGCUUUGUCUUUAUAAAAGACAGGUUUGAAAUGAAUGUAACAUGUUUGAAAAACAUGUAUUUUUGUGUAUGAUUAUAGAUUUAAAUCUAAUACAAAUGUAUAACCUAUAAGGUGCUAUAUUUUCAUAUUUUUUUUAUAAAUAUCCUGGAAGUUACCACUUCCAUUGUUGUAUAUAUUCCAGUGUGUGUGUAUAUGUGUCUUAAUGAAAAGAGUCUGUAGACAGUAUGAUGUGUGAAACUACAAGCUGUAUAGUACUGUAUCACAAUUGUUGUACAAUAAACUCCUUGUAUUUAA